AUGAAGCCUUCCAUGAAACCUGAGACCUUCCUGCUGGCCUCUGCGCUGCUCUGCACCCUCCUGGGUCUGGGGUGCUCACUAAGCUGUGAGCUGUGUGUCAGCGACGGUCCCAACUGCAAUGGAAAACUGCAGACUUGUGCCCCGGACGAGGACUCCUGCAUUGUUGUCGUGACUGAGAGCAACAGAAAGGGCUCCUUGGCGGUGACCAGCUACAAGGGGUGUGCGAAAUCCAGCAAGUGUGAAUCAGGAUCCUUCACCAUCACCGUGAACACUGAGAACCAACUGGGCUCCAAGAGGCGCUGCUGCCAGGACGAUGGGUGCAACCAGGACCCCAUGCCUGCGUUCGUGAGAAACCACACAGAGAAUGGCCUUCGGUGUCCUUCCUGCAUCACUGCCUUUACGGAAACAUGCACUUCGACUCAGGAAACAGUCUGUGUUGGUGAGGAAACCCACUGUGUCGCCGUGUCUGGCCUCACACAGCCUGGUAUCAAAUUUGCUGCCCAGGGCUGUGGUACGGAGACCACCUGCCACAGCAAGCCUGGGACCCUGGUGCCCUCAGGCUCUCGUUUGUUGACCAUCAAGAAAACCAGCUGUCGUCCAAGCUCCCAGGCUUCUGGCAAGGCUGAGUGA
Molecule: messenger RNA, 630 nt
Organism: Rangifer tarandus platyrhynchus (Svalbard reindeer)
Lineage: Eukaryota; Metazoa; Chordata; Mammalia; Artiodactyla; Cervidae
Source: the annotation of a GenBank genome assembly